GCCUUCAUCAAACUCACGCCUUCUCUUCUUCUUUUCCCGUCUUCUCCGCUUUAGGUUUCCGUCUCUGUUUCCCUCUUUACAUUUUCCCGAGAAAAACUUCACAUUCUCGCCUUUGUUUUUUCCUCUCUCUCUCUUUCUUUUUCUUCAUUUGCAUGGUUGGUGAAUAACAAUUUCGUUUUGUUGAGUUCAGAUUCGUUGAAAAGUCCUUUCUUUUUUAAAAAAAAGUUUGUUCUGAAAACUAUUCAUCGUGGAGAUUCUCGGAUCAGGUAGAGCUGCUAGAGGUGGAUUUCACGGCGGGGAUAGAUUCAUCUUCUGCCUUCUCUUGAGGGGGUAGCCGAGGCUCCGGCCUCGGCGGUUUUUAAACCCCUACCUUCACAAAAUCUGGGAAAUUAAUCCAAAAAAAAAAGAAAAAGUUUCGAUUUUUUUUCCUCUGUUUCUCGAAAAAAGUUUUAGUUUUUGUUCGAGAAUUGCUUGUAAAAGUGAGAUUGUGAUCGUUUGUUUUUGUUGCUGAGAAGAGAAGAUAUACAAAAAGAUGCCUGCUUUAGCUUGCGUUUGUACUUCCUUUGUUCCUCCUAGCUACGCUUUCUCCAACACCACCGCCGCUGAUGUCUUUAUCCCGGCGUCUUCACCAACUUCCGCCGCUCAGGCCCCGCUUAGCACAUGUGCUAUCCCGGCGUCUUCACCAACUUCCGCCGCCGCUGCUUCCGUUGUUGACAGCUCUCGCCGUUGGUCUUCCUCUCUCUCGUCGUCUCUUUACCGAAUCGAUGGAUGGGGAGCUCCUUAUUUCGUCGCUAAUCCCUCUGGUAACAUCUCUGUUCGUCCUCACGGCUCUGAGACUUUGCCUCACCAAGACGUCGAUUUGCUCAAGAUCGUUAAGAAGGUGACGGAUCCGAAAUCCUCCGGUGGUUUGGGGUUGCAGCUCCCUCUUAUCGUUCGUUUCCCUGAUGUGUUGAAGAACAGGCUCGAGUGUCUUCAAUCUGCGUUUGAUUUCGCGAUUCAGAGCCAAGGGUAUGGUGCUCAUUACCAAGGUGUUUAUCCUGUGAAAUGUAACCAGGAUCGAUUCGUUGUUGAGGAUAUUGUCAAGUUUGGAUCUUCGUUUCGGUUUGGUUUGGAAGCUGGCUCUAAACCUGAGAUCCUUCUCGCUAUGAGCUGCUUGUGUAAAGGUAACCCUGAUGCCUUUCUUGUGUGUAAUGGUUUCAAAGACGCUGAGUAUGUGUCCUUGGCCCUGCUUGGGAGAAAGCUUGCGUUGAACUCUGUGAUUGUGCUUGAGCAAGAAGAAGAGCUUGAUUUGGUUAUUGAGCUUAGCCAGAAGAUGAAUGUGAGGCCUGUGAUUGGGUUAAGGGCUAAGCUGAGGACUAAACACUCGGGGCAUUUUGGUUCAACUUCAGGUGAAAAGGGCAAGUUUGGAUUGACUACUACUCAGAUUGUUCGUGUGGUGAGGAGGCUGAGCGAAUCUGGUAUGCUUGAUUGUCUCCAGCUUCUGCAUUUUCACAUUGGUUCACAGAUUCCAUCGACUUCGUUGCUCUCUGAUGGUGUUUCCGAGGCUGCUCAGCUUUACUGUGAACUUGUGCGUCUUGGUGCAAAUAUGAAAGUUUUCGAUAUCGGUGGUGGUUUGGGGAUUGACUACGACGGGUCUAAAUCUGGAGACUCGGAUCUCUCUGUUGCUUAUACUCUCGAGGAGUAUGCUGAAGCUGUUGUAGCUUCUGUUCGCUUUGUGUGUGACAGGAGAUCAGUGAAACAUCCGGUGAUAUGCAGUGAAAGCGGUAGAGCUAUAGUCUCUCAUCACUCUGUGUUGAUCUUUGAAGCUGUCUCGGUAGCUAAACCGAUGGUUCAUCAUCAAGAGACUCCUAACGAUAUUCAGUUCCUGCUCGAAGGUGAUGAGGAAGCUCUUGCCAAUUACGAGGAUAUUUAUGCUGCUUUGAUGCGUGGAGACCGUGAAAGCUGCCUCCUUUAUGUCGAUCAGCUGAAGCAGAGGUGUGUUAAAGGUUUCAAAGAAGGUGUUUUCAGCAUCGAGCAGUUAGCUUCUGUUGAUGGGUUAUGCGAGUGGGUGUUGAAGGCUAUAGGUGCAUCUGAUCCGGUUCAUACUUACAAUAUCAAUCUAUCAGUCUUCACUUCGAUUCCUGAUCUCUGGGGGAUUGAUCAGCUGUUUCCUAUUGUUCCUAUCCAUAAGCUUGAUCAAAGGCCAGGGGCUCGUGGGAUCUUCUCGGAUUUAACUUGUGACAGUGAUGGGAAGAUUAACAAGUUCAUAGGCGGGGAAACCAGCUUGCCGUUGCAUGAGCUUGACAACAAUGGCAGUGGAGGAAGUGGAGGAAGGUACUUUUUGGGUAUGUUCCUUGGAGGGGCUUACGAGGAGGCGCUAGGUGGAUUUCACAAUCUGUUUGGUGGGCCAAGUGUGGUCCGUGUCUCGCAGAGUGAUGGACCACACAGCUUUGCAGUGACCCGAGCCGUGCCUGGUCAGUCCUCAGCAGAUGUUCUCCGACUAAUGCAGCAUGAACCUGAGCUAAUGUUUCAGACCUUGAAGCACCGAGCAGAGGAAAUGAUGCAUACCAAAAGCAGUAGCGAUGAAGACGAAGUAGAAGAAGAAGAUGAUGAUAAUGAGUUCAACGAUGUCGCGGCUUGUCUCGAUCGUUCGUUCCACAACAUGCCGUAUCUUGCAACUGAGCAGGCAUCGCCAAGUAACUCUCUUUCAGCUGCGAUCAAUAACCUCGGGUUUUACUACUGCGAGGAAGACAGCUUCGAUUACCUCUCUGUGUGAGGGAAGCUGGUCGUAGUGUGGUUUGUUUGUUGCAUUAUUUUACUUUCAAUAAAUUUACUAUUAAAUAAAGAAAUGAUGAGAUCCAUGAUCCAUCGUUGUUGUUUAAGGUUUUUAAUAAAAGAAUCCGAAUGAAUGAUGAGAGCCUUUUGUUGUAAUUCGGAUCUUGUUAUCUUGUUUUACUGAAUUGAAAAAUAUCAUUUUAUAAA
Messenger RNA from Camelina sativa (false flax), 2961 nucleotides. The record is from RefSeq and is a predicted model, not a curated record. Lineage: Eukaryota; Viridiplantae; Streptophyta; Magnoliopsida; Brassicales; Brassicaceae.